GCAACUAUAACUCAGCAUUAUGGGGCAGAAAAUAUUAAUCGUUCAUCAUCAGCAUUAAUCAUAGAGAAUAGACCCAUCUUGAUAUAUUUCUUAGGAAUAGAGUCACCAGAAAGACGUGCUGAAGCAAGAUAUUGCAACAUUUCCACAGUUUCUCCAUUUUCAGCGAAUGAUAAAUUUCGAGCUACCCAAAAUAGCAUAACUCUGAAUAAAACCCGCUAUAAGUUGUGGGAUUCACCCCACGUUAGAAGCAGGCCACUCAAAUUACGUGUAUGA
This is a messenger RNA of Funneliformis geosporum, 273 nucleotides long. NCBI's taxonomy places the organism in Eukaryota, Fungi, Glomeromycota, Glomeromycetes, Glomerales, Glomeraceae. The record is from the annotation of a GenBank genome assembly.